UUGUCACUCUGUUGGUACUCACAGAUACACAGCGGUUUCUGAACUGGGGUUUUGGUGAGAGAACAAAAAAAAAAAAAAACAAAAAAAAAAACUUGAAGAAACAGAGAAACUUCUCUUCUAGGUCUCUUGCAUACACCACAAUGUCGGCUCUCAAAGACCAAGAUCCUCGCGUCCAUGCCAUCAAAACCAAGAUUCGAGUCGUCCCCAAUUUCCCCAAACCCGGAAUUAUGUUCCAAGAUAUUACAACUUUGUUGCUAGACCCAAAAGCCUUCAAGGACACAAUCGAUAUGUUCGUGGAGAGAUACAAAGGCAAAAACAUUUCAGUGGUUGCAGGAAUUGAGGCUCGAGGUUUCAUUUUUGGUCCUCCCAUUGCGUUGGCAAUUGGAGCAAAGUUUGUUCCCCUGAGAAAACCAAGGAAAUUGCCUGGUGAUGUUAUUUUUGAAGAGUACACUUUGGAGUAUGGAAGGGACCGUCUUGAGAUGCAUGUUGGAGCAGUAGAACAGGGUGAUCGUGCUCUGGUGGUUGAUGAUUUAAUAGCCACAGGAGGCACGCUCUGUGCUGCAAUGAGUUUAUUGGAACGUGUUGGAGCAGAAGUAGUUGAAUGUGCCUGCCUUAUUGAGUUGCCAGAUUUACAGGGUCGUGAGCGAUUGAAUGGCAAACCAUUGUAUGUACUGGUGGAGUCCCACUAAAUCCCGGCAGGACCAUAUGAUUCAUCACCUGAGAUGAUGAUACUGCAUGACAAAAAUGUACAUUAGAGGCACAUUACGGGCUACUCUCAUCUCCGGAAUCCGAUUUUAUUUACCCAAUCCCAUUCUAUCCCUUUUUUCCUGUUUCCUUCAUUAGCUGAGUCUCUAAAAAACUUGGUUGUUGGGACUCUUCAUUUUACGUAGUACUAGUCGCGUAGAGCAUUGGAUUAUGGAAAGCACUCUUGAUUUAAGAAAUGCAGUAGGACUCAUUUUUA
Rosa chinensis is the source of this 961-nucleotide messenger RNA. RefSeq names its product adenine phosphoribosyltransferase 3. The coding region runs from base 141 to 689 and encodes 182 amino acids. Gene Ontology annotation, cellular component: cytosol; cytoplasm. Lineage: Eukaryota; Viridiplantae; Streptophyta; Magnoliopsida; Rosales; Rosaceae. The record is from RefSeq and is a predicted model, not a curated record. The transcript is spliced from 6 exons. Gene Ontology annotation, molecular function: adenine phosphoribosyltransferase activity. Gene Ontology annotation, biological process: adenine salvage.